This is a messenger RNA of Theobroma cacao (cacao), 3148 nucleotides long. Its product is annotated as transcription factor TCP4-like. The record is from RefSeq and is a predicted model, not a curated record. Gene Ontology annotation, cellular component: nucleus. Gene Ontology annotation, molecular function: sequence-specific DNA binding; DNA-binding transcription factor activity. NCBI's taxonomy places the organism in Eukaryota, Viridiplantae, Streptophyta, Magnoliopsida, Malvales, Malvaceae.
CUAUAACCAACGGUUCUUAACUUCUAGCUAGGAAGGAAGUAAAAGAGAAAAAAAUCUAAAAAAGGUUACCAGGUUAACAACGUUCUAGACAAAUGAAAAUUUAAAUCAAAUAUACUUCAAGAUGUGGGGGUCUUACUGAGAAAGGUAAAAAAGUGGAGAGGAGGGGAAGUCCAGUUAAGUUUAGCUGAUUGAAUGAGGGGGGAGUUUCGUUUUGGGUUGGUGUUAUUUUUGUUUAGUGUAGGGCAGUACAAGAACAGCAGCAGAUGCAGUGAUGAGAUCACAGAGAUCUUUAAUCUCUUCUCUGACCAAACACUGCCACCCUUACCACUGGCAUCGUCAAGGGCUCCUAUAGGCCAAGAAAGUGUUCCUCUUCCCUAUACUAGCUAGGCUUUAUAUUUACUGUUCUAACAAAAACUUUUCUUCCUCUUUCUCUUUUCUUUUCUUUUCUUUUUUUUGGUUUUUUUGGCCCUCUAGGAACAUAAUUGUAGCAGUAGUAGUAAUGAAGAACUUUGAAGUUGUUUUCCAAGAAAACCAUUGUUGAAUUUUCUUUUUUUUUUUUGCUUCUGGUUGCUGUUGGGUUGUCCCGUUCAAGUGGGUGUCAAGUCUUUGAGUGUUAACCCAUUUCAACAGUUUGGCUACUGAAUACUACAGUACUACAUAAUAGAGGCCCAAUUGCUAGAAGCUGAGUUUAGAGAGAGAGAAAGGGGUAGAGAAAGAAAGAGAAAGAAGGAUAAAGGAAAGAGAUGGGUUAGGCUGGGAAUAGUAGCUGGUUUUUAGCCUUCUGGGGAGGGUUCUUUUCAGGCUUGGUUAGGGGGAAGAGGGGGAGGGGUCCUUUUGGUGUGGUGUUUUGUGGUGAUGGAAUUAGAAACAUUGAAUGGCAGGGCCUUUUGGGGGAGGCAACAGUAUCAGGUUUCAGUGUGGUGGCAGAAGCACAGACAGCAAGAGGAAAUUAGGAAGCAAAGAGAGGGUAAAGAACCAACAACCCACUAACAAAAAAAAGUGUCCUCCAUUAAAAGCUGGAACAGGAAAAGCACAAGGACCUGAGUCUGGAUCCUCAAAGGAAUCAUCAUCAUCAUCAGCAACGACAACAACAACAGCAACAGCAUCAUACUCCUCAUCACCAUCAGCAUCAAAAUCCAAUUCUUAAUUCAAGUCAUAUAGGAGUAGCAGAAGGAGGAGGAGAAGAAGAAGAGCCACCCAAAAACCAACAAGAAAACUUCUUUUCCCACCAUCACCAAUAUCUGCAAGAAACCCAAUCCCAACAACAGCAAGGCCAACGUUUGUAUGCAAGUCUGGACAGACAAGUAAUUCAACAGCAGGAACAAGAGUCCCCACAACCACCCAAGAAACGCACUUAUUUCGCAUCCUCUUCUUCUUCAGCUUUUGGUUCAAAAUCAACCGAACAUGCAAGAACAAUGGGAGAUAGCCACCACCAAGCUGCAACAUCGUCAAGAUUGGGGAUAAGGCACACUGGAGGCGAGAUCGUUGAGGUGCAAGGAGGUCACAUUGUUCGGUCAACUGGAAGAAAAGACCGUCACAGUAAAGUUUGCACCGCCAAAGGUCCACGAGACCGUCGUGUCCGUCUCUCAGCUCACACCGCCAUCCAGUUCUACGACGUCCAGGACCGCCUCGGCUACGACCGCCCUAGCAAAGCUGUCGAUUGGCUUAUCAAAAAGGCCAAACCUGCCAUUGACGAGCUCGCUGAACUUCCUCCUUGGAACCCAGAAAUUUUGACUUCAACGACUUCAGUAACAAAACCAAAUAACCAAGACGACCAAAACACGACGACAACGGCAAACAAUGAUAAACCCUAUCAGUUUCAUAUCCACCACAGUGGAAACCCGGUGGAAAACCUUGCUGCUGGGUCUGGUACUCGCAGAAGAACGGCUGCAAUAAUGGGAAACGAAGUUCAAAGUCUUCAGCAACAAGAAAUGGGAGAUAACCCGAACAAUACUUCGGGUUUUAUUCCACCUUCUUUAGUUUCUGAUGAGAUUGCGGAUACAAUUAAGUCUUUUUUCCCAUUGGGAGCUUCAAGUGAGACGCCGUCUUCUUCUAUACAGUUUCAGAAUUAUCCACCAGAUUUGUUGUCCAGGACCAGCAGCCAUAGUCAAGAUCUGCGGCUUUCGCUUCAGUCAUUCACGGAGCCAAUUCUUUUGCACCACCACCAUCACCAAGCUGCUACAGCACAGGCACACCAUAGUGAACCUGUUUUAUUCUCUGGAACCAGCCCAUUAGGUGGUUUUGAUGGGUCGUCUGCGGGAUGGGAGCACCACCACCAACAUCCGGCAGAGAUUGGAAGGUUUCAGAGAUUGGUUGCUUGGAAUAGUAGUGGUGGUGCUGUUGAUACUGGUAAUGGCAGUGGCAGUGGUGCUGGUGGCGGAGUAGGAGGAUUUAUCUUUGGCACUCCACCACCACAGGCGCUGCCACCGUCUUUUGGCCAAAACAGCCAGUUGUUUUCUCAGAGGGGACCCCUUCAGUCCAGUAACACGCCCACGGUUCGUGCUUGGAUAGACCAGCCAAUUUCUGCAACCGACGAACACCAACACCACCACCACCAUCAUCAUCAUCACCAGCAAAUCCCACAAAAUAUCCAUCAUCAAGCUGCGUUAUCUGGCAUUGGAUUCACCACAUCAGGUGUAUUCUCUGGAUUUCGCAUUCCAGCACGAAUUCAGGGCGAAGAAGAGGAGCACGACAGCAUUGCCAAUAAGCUGUCCUCUGCUUCCUCUGAUUCUCACCAUUGAUCGAGUAAAUUGGAGAAACAGCCAAAGUCUUUGCCCUCUAGCAGUGGUCUUUCAGGACUAGUUGAUUGUUUACUGUGAAGUCGAUGAGGAGCUGACAUGAUGUAUUCUAGACCAGUUUGAGGGAAGAUUUUUGUCACCUUGAAUCAAUGGCCUUUGCCGUGGGAAGAAGUAAUCUGGGUGGAUUUCAGGUUAUUCAAUCCCCGGUUUGUUUAGUUUCUAUCAGUUCAUUGUGUUGUAGCUUUAAUUUUAUAUUUGAGUGGGCUCUUAGAGCUCAACUAUGGUUUCUCUUUCUGUUGUACUUUUCAUGCGAUUCAUGUUACUAGACUUUUUGUUUGUGCUGUUUGUGUGGGUUGCUACUGUUUCUUUCCCUAGAGUUACUAUUAAGAAGCAAACCUAGUUUGUUCCAA